UCCACUAUCUGCUCACACAGCGUUCUGCUAUAGACUUCUACAGUUUUCUACCAUGUGCUUCUAAAUAAAAUUUGUUUUUACAAUUACUUAAGAAAAUAAUUAAAACAUAAAAGCAGUGAAGCUUUAACGGAAUGCAAAUGAACUGUGAAAGUUUAACUUUUAAAUAUAAAGUUAAGUUUUGUGUUAACAAAGGAAAAUGGAAGAAGUUUUAAAGACGAAUGAUGAUUCUCGGAAUCAAUAUGAUUUCGAAGAAAAUGAAAACGAUAGUGACUUAGAGGGACGAUUAUACGCUGAGAUUUAUUUCUCCAAUGAAAUUCACGAAACCAACGAAAAAUUCGAAGACGAUUCCAUAAGAACUAUACAGGAUAUUAAAAAUGCAACUCAUUGCUGUAUUUCGAGUACUUCUCAAUCAAAAUCAAGUUCAAAAGGUAUUCAAAAUUUAAUUACUACUGAAGAGGUAAACAAAAAGAAUGAACAUCAAUUAUCACAAGACCCUGACAAAAAUCUAAAUUUAGAAAAGCAAAAGAAUUUCGAUAUAACAAUUGACAAUACUCCAAGUAGAAUCUCUAAUGAAAUCGUCAAUAAAUCAUUAAAUUCACAACAAAAAUUACAAAAAUCUCCAAAAAAUAAAUUCGAAAUAAUGAAAGAUUCAAAAAAUAAUUCGCCAAUUUUAAAAAAUGGACAAAAUCAAAAUAAUUCACCAAAAAAUACGUAUAAUUCUCCCGCAAAAAUGAAUACUCCUUCAACAACAAUUCCCAAAUCUGCAAAAAGGAAAUCUAAAAAUGACAAAGAUUAUGAGAGUGCCAGAAAAAGGAGUGUCGAGUAUUGUGAAAGUAUUGACGUUGAUUCAGAUUCUCAGAUAUAUCCAGUUGUGUUAAAUUCCAAAAAAUCCUGGUCUGGUGAUAAUCUUCCAAUAAUUAGCGAUGGAGCAAUGAAUAUUCUUUUUCCAAAAGGCUGGAAGGAGAAGAAAAAAAUUGAUGAUGCCGAGAAAGCGAAAAGUAAAAAGAGAAAAAAUUCUAAAUCAUCUAAAACAAAUACUACUGAAGUAGGUGAAAAAAAGCAAGAAACCGAGAAAGAGGAUGUAAUCGAUAUCACCUCUUCUGAAUCCUCUGACGAUUCAUCCAUCAAUGAUACUCGAAAGUUAAAGAAACGCAUUGAGGACAAAGGCACUUUGCCAAUUUGGUUGAAUUCAAGUUCCGAUUCUGAAGAAUCGAUCCUCGAGGUACCGAUACCCCCAAAACCAACUCCACCACUUGUCAAUUUAAAAGAUUCCGAUACAAACACAUCCGAUUCUGAUGAUGGAAUUUAUGAUUUAAAUUGCUUGCCCGCCAAGAAGAAAUUUCAAUCCAAGUCCGAUGAUUCCGAACAAAGUUUAGAAAAUAAAAAUACAACCGAAAUUGAAGAUAAUUUAGUGCAAAAUUCUCAAGAAAAUUCAAAAACACUAGAAAUUUCCGAAUCAUCGUAUCCAACAUCUGAAAAUUACAAUUCUGAUAAUUCAGAAAGAAAUAUCAGUAAUUCACAAUCUAGUUUUACGACAAAUUCAAAUAUCAGUUCUAGAAAUUGUUCCUACGUUACUGUAGAUAGUGGCGAUGAAAGUAGUUCAAUAUAUGCAGAUGAAGAAGAUAAUGAAGCAAUUCAAGAUUUAAUAUUAAAUUGUACCCUUCCGAAUUCUUCACCAUCAAGACUAAAAAUGGGAAAGUCUACAGCUGAUCAAGAAACUAGGAAUGAAUAUUUUGAGCCACUGAAUGAUAAUCCACAACCAAGUACAUCCAAAGUGAAAAUCUCCAAAAAUCUAAAAAUGAAAAGCAGCAGAGAAAAAACCGACGAAGAAUAUUUCUUUGAGCCAAUGAUUGGUGCAGUGAAAGCCUUUUAUAAUAAUUCUUGGGGUGGAGAGAACUACAGUGUUGAAGAAGUUCGCAGUAAAAUGUCAAAAAAUCCGAAACAUUGGACAAUUUUGGAUGACGAUUGGAAGCCGAGUUUGAGACAACAGAGAUAUUUUCUUAAUAAAGCGAAGUGUACUUUAUGUCGUCAAUCGGGACAUUUCAGAGCCAAUUGUCCAGAGCCGAAGAAAUCUCCAAUUUGUCACAUGUGUGGCUCUCAAGGACAUUAUGAAACUCGCUGCCCUAGUAAAAUUUGUCUCACGUGUGGCAGAAAACAACAUUCGUAUAGAAAAACUUGCGAAUAUUGUACAAAGUUGAAUUGUUCACUUUGUCGUUCUAAAGGUCAUAAAAAGGAAACUUGCCCUGAUCUGUGGAGACAAUAUCAUCAUACUACAAAUCAUUCGGAGCACAAGACGCCGACGAAUAGUAAAGAAGUCAUGAAACCAUCGCAUCUUUUAAUUUGUUGCAAUUGCACAAAAUGGGGUCACGAGUUCUACAACUGUCCCAAAUAUCGUUGGACACCACAUUAUCCCACUCCUGCUCACGUACAGAAUUAUAAAAAAGUUGCUGAAAAUUCAAUGACCAGUGUUCAAGUUAUAAAUUUAGACGAAUCUGCAACAUCAUCCCAAUCAUUGACGGAGAUCAACGAGACUUUAGAAAACGGAGAAAGUGUCAACAAUACGCCAAGUAAAAAUUCUAAUAAAAUUAGAACAUCAGGUACACCAAUUAAAAAUUCAAAUAUAUUAAUAAAAAGCAAUUUUGUAUCGCUGAGGAAGCCAAAUUUGGACACAGAAAAACUAAUUUUCGAAUGUGAAUACAGUCAUCCUCCGAAAAUUCAUUUAACACCCGAAGAAUUUAAUCGCGAACAUAAAAAACAAAUGUGUUUGAAUGAUAUAAAAAAUGCAAAUGUCGAGGAAUUAAUCGCUGGUCGAACUUCUUUUGCUUUUUUGAAAAAUUUAAGUAAAUAUUUAAAAUGCGAUAUUUACAUUACCGUUACUCAAGAUUCAAAAAUAAUAUUGUCCGUAACGUUUUAUGAAUUAUUUUCCGAUCGGAACGUAUUUAAAAAAAUCAUCAAUUUCUGGUUAGAAUCACCAAAGACUAAAAAACAAAUUAUGAGAAAAAUUCCAAGAGAUAAAACGAUAAUAGCCAAGAUAUUUCAAGCGAGAUUGGAUAAAUUUAAUGAGGAAUCGAAAAGUGUUGAAGAGUGUUUUAAUUAUUUGAAAGAAACGUCAUUGUGGUUAAAGGAAAAUCAAGAUCAAUCUAAAAAACCCGAAUUCAAUAAGAAGAAGAAAGAAAUGAUAUCGAUAAGAAAUUUACUUAUCACAAUGCUCUAUAAACUCGAUUGUGGUGUCGAGAAGAAAGCCUUUUCAAAAAUGGAAAUUGCUCUAAAUUUAGUGAGUUUAUCAAAAAGAGUAAAAUUAAACAGUUACAUUUCUCUUUAUUACUAUUAUCAUUUAAUAUUUUCUGAUUGUUUACCAACGAAUUUAGUACAAAUGUUAAAUAAAUAUUUCACCUUGAAAGCAAUGGAUGUAAAUGUUUCACUAAAUGAUAUAGUCUUCAAUGAAAAUCAAGAAAGUGCCGUAGAAAUUGUAGAACACGAAAAUAAUGAAUCGAUCGAAGAAAAUUCAUCACCAAAUAAAUUGCCUUCAUUAGUGGACUUUGAUAUGACAAUGUCACCGAAUAAUUUCCAACAAAAACGAAAUGUGUUCACUUUUCCUGAUGCUGAUUUUAUACCAAUAUCAACGAGUACAAGUAAUUUCAUAACUCCCACUACAGAGCGAAACGUUAAAUACUAUCCAACAAAUGUACAAAAUAGUCCACAAUAUCAACUUAAUAUUUCUGGAAAAAGUAAUAAAAAAUUGAACAAAAAUUCCAAAAAAUUCCGUAAAUUAAAAAAGGAAGCGACUAUCUAUAUGAAUGAAGCUCUUCAAAUAAAUGAACCAAAGGUCACGAAAGCAGCAAUUAAAAUUGGAGAUUUAAUUACUCAAACUACGUUACAAAGGAAACAUGUGACUUUUCUUAAAAAUCUUUGUAUUAAAUCUCAAAAGAAAAUGUUAAAGAAAUCAUCUAAGAAACGUUCCUUCUCAAAUUUCUAGUUAUGUCAAAAAAAAUAUUGUUUGUUAUUUUCAUAAUGAAUUUGAGAU
This is a messenger RNA of Leptopilina heterotoma, 4024 nucleotides long. RefSeq lists its product as uncharacterized. The coding region runs from base 197 to 3976 and encodes 1259 amino acids. NCBI's taxonomy places the organism in Eukaryota, Metazoa, Arthropoda, Insecta, Hymenoptera, Figitidae. Gene Ontology annotation, molecular function: zinc ion binding; nucleic acid binding. The transcript has 5 exons. The record is from RefSeq and is a predicted model, not a curated record.